Molecule: messenger RNA, 765 nt
Organism: Vitis vinifera (wine grape)
Lineage: Eukaryota; Viridiplantae; Streptophyta; Magnoliopsida; Vitales; Vitaceae
Exons: 1
Coding region: 1-465 (154 amino acids)
Source: RefSeq, a predicted model, not a curated record
AUGGCCCGCCAUAGCCCAGAACACGACAUCGGCUCCAACACCGGCUUUGGAACCUCCAAGAAGGUCGCAAGUGGCUUGCUCCACUCCGUAUCGACGCUUGUGGCUUCGUGCUCCAAGCAAGCCAGCCGAGUUUCCAGCAAGUUUCGUACAAAGGUGAGCCACUCGAAAAUCUCUCCGAAGUCGCCGUUGGCGCGGCCCAAGCAGCUGCUGACGAGUAUAAGCAACAAGGCGAUUCCUUUUCUGCAUAAGAAGAAAGGGGGCGAACAGUUAGACAGCAAAGAAGUUGCAGAGGAAGGGUUCGGAGACGGCGGCGUGUGGCAGAGGGCGAUCCUGAUGGGGGAUAAAUGCCAGCCGUUGGAUUUCUCUGGCGUAAUAUAUUACGAUAAUAAGGGGGAGCAGCUCCAGGAGCUGCCGCUCAGGUCGCCGCGUGCGAGUCCGCUGCCGAGUUACGCUUUUCGGAAGUGAAAGCAGCCGCGGGUGAGUUGGGUAGUAGUUCAACGUUCAAAUUUAAAAGGGGUAGUGGGAUUGGAGAAACAAAAUCGUAGGGCAUGUGAAUUUAUUUUCUCUUUACCUGCUUGGUUUCACAUGUAUGAUGUUGCAGCCUAGCUGGGAUGUUGGAAAGCGGUUUUUGUAGUUGUGAAAUGGAUUGGGCAUCAUGUAAGUAGGUUUUUAGCUUUGUUUAUUUCUUUUGGUUCCAAUUUACAAAGGGUUUGUAUUUCCGAUUUCUUUUUAUUUUCAUAAAAUAAAAUAAAAGGUAUUUACGCA